Messenger RNA from Oncorhynchus tshawytscha (Chinook salmon), 633 nucleotides. RefSeq lists its product as uncharacterized. The transcript is spliced from 3 exons. NCBI's taxonomy places the organism in Eukaryota, Metazoa, Chordata, Actinopteri, Salmoniformes, Salmonidae. The coding region runs from base 205 to 633 and encodes 142 amino acids. The record is from RefSeq and is a predicted model, not a curated record.
UUGGGGGGAGUCACAUGGUGGCGAGGGCUUUUAAAUCAGCGAGUGGAGCUUGAAGCCUGGGAUCAGUCCAUGUGGUGGAUGCCAAUGGCAACAAUAUGAGUGGGAUUGGGACCCACAACCACAGUAGUGUGACGGUGAUGGCGUUUGAUAUGAACAGGACCGCGGCUCUCACCACGGUCGACCAGGAUAUGAACGCAGCAGUACAUGGUAGAGUUCAACGUCUUCAACAUCAUCCUAAUGUCUCUAGCCUUGUGUGUUCUCACCAUCACUGGCCUGUUCUGCAGCAUAUCCUGUCACAACCGCAGACGGCUGUCGAAGAGGGCCCAUAUGUAUGAGAGUGCUGUGCUCCGUGACGUACCAGUCAACCCGGUGGACAUCAGAGCAGUCAAGAGAUCCGCCAGUUUCAGAAACCCUCUCUCAUUCUUCAGAAAACAGGAAGCAUCUAAGGACAACUCCAGAAUCUACUACAUCUACAGUAACCCUCUACCCAUAGGGCUGGAGGAAGAGGACAAUAUCCAGAAUAUCACCCCUGGUGGAUCGAAGGAGCAAGAAGAGCUAACCUUUCAGGACUACGCCAAUGAUCCCAAUAGUGGUAUCAUCCUGGACCCGCCCAACUUCUACAUGCAGCUCUAG